Messenger RNA from Branchiostoma belcheri (Belcher's lancelet), 1553 nucleotides. Its product is annotated as cell wall protein DAN4-like. Bases 1 to 1524 code for a protein of 507 amino acids. The record is from RefSeq and is a predicted model, not a curated record. The transcript is spliced from 4 exons. Lineage: Eukaryota; Metazoa; Chordata; Leptocardii; Amphioxiformes; Branchiostomatidae.
AUGGCGUUCUCCACUGUUGGCUGCCUUAUUCUGGCUUUCCUUGUCGGACGUAGCUGUGGCCUCAGCUGCUACACCUGCCAGCACCUGGAGAGUUCACCUGAUUUCUACACCUGUCUACAGAACCCAACCUCCGUCAGUACGGAAACAUGUACAGGAGACGAGGACACCUGCCAGGCCACGUUCCUGAAAUUAAGCUGGAUAUACUUCAUCACCAGAGGAUGUUCGACCAUCGCGGAUUGUAGCUCAGCGCUGGGAAUUGGAACCGCAGCCCAGUGUUGCACAUCAAAUAACUGCAACAGCGAGCGUUAUGAGAUGCCACCAACCACAACUACUACAACCAAGAGACCUACAACUACCGUGCGGACAACCGAACCCCCAACCACCAUAGUGACAACCCUGCCUCCAACUACUGAUGUCACUACGGUUGUAACUACUCCACCCCCAACUACACUUGUUACUACCCCACCCCCGACUACACUUGUUACCACCCCAUCCCCCACUACCCUGGAAACGACCCUGCCUCCAACUACCGAGCCUGACACUACCCUGGGAACGACGCAAGCCCAAACUACCAUGGAAUCAACCGAGGUCCCAUUGGAUGAAACUACGCUUGACACAGAAACAACGGAGGUUCCAACCACGGAAAUGACAACGGUACCCCCAACAACCGUAGCUGUUGACACUACGUUAGUGACAACUGCACGGGACGAAACCACAACGCUGGAGGAAACGGCAUCUGCUUCGCCGACCACCGUUACGUCUUCCGUCGCGCCCACACAAAAGCGUACGACAACAGAGAGGGUUAGAGAUGCUACAACCACCGACGUUGCUGAUGAGACAACUACAGAUGAGUUAGCCACCGAAGAACUAACGACCACUGACGAAAUACCGACGACCGAACUGUCCACGAUGGUGACCGACGUGUGGACAGAGGCUACCGACAUCUUUACGGAAACGACCGAGAUUUUCCCGCUGAACACAACGACUCCUAGCGACUUGGAGGUGGAAAAGCAGCUCGGGGGCGUGAAUGUCGGAGAGGUCGUCGGGUUCACCAUGCUGGCCAUCGCCGUUCCCUCCAUGGUAGCAGUCGCUGUCUACUACUACGUCAAGCACAAGCAAAACGGCUCAAAGAUCCACCCCGACGACAUCACAGAGAUAAAAGAAGACCGAUCGACGCACUACAAGACAGCACCGAGCAUUGGUGAUCUCAAAGAUGGGAUAGAGGAAGUCCCGGAGGAAGUUCUCAAAGACGAGACGGAAGCAAACCUCAAGGAGGAGGAAAGUACAGACGAGAAGGUGGAGGAAACUCCUAAGGAGGAAGAAAGCAAAGAUGAAAUGGAGGAAGAUCAGAAACAAGAGGAAGACAAAGACGAGAAGGAGGAAGAUGAGGAAGAGAAUGAAGACAGCGCAUCUCUUCAAGAGGAGGAUUCCUCCCGCACUGCUAGUCUGAGACAGGACAGUGGGCUUGGGACGUCACCUAUGUUGGCGUGGGUUAAUGAACAGCCAGCCUGGAGUACGGCAUGAGAUGAGAAGGGACACCAACAUAUCUGUAU